UCCAUCAGCUGUAGGAGAAAGCAAACAGAACAAAAAGAACGAGAAGGACACGAUAAAGCGACGCAAAACCCCACGACUAAGAAACAAAUCGGGAGAGUAUUUACCAUCAUGGACGCCGAAGUAACUAACUUCCAAAAAGAGAUCAAAGAAAAAUAUCUCUCCCAACUCUUGGCAAAUGCGAACCAAAUGAGGAAAAGUGGAAGUCUAUGCGACGUCAUUUUACGAGUGAAGAGCAAAGACUUUCCGGCUCAUCGCAGUGUUCUUGCUUCGGCUAGUCUCUACUUCCGAGGUUUGUUUAUGAGCCAAAUGAAGGAAGACCAAAUGUUUGUGGAAUACAAUGAUCUCGAUUCUAGAUGGAUUGAAAAAAUACUGUCUUUCAUCUAUACGGGAGACAUAUCGCUAACGGAGGAGAACGCAGCUGAUAUUGUAGCCAUCGCCGACUACUUAAUAAUACCUAGCUUGAAGGAACUCGGCACAUUGUUUCUACAAAAACGAAUCACGCACUGUAACUGUUUUUCUCUUCAUGUUUUUGGAGACAAGUUCAGCUGCAAAGACUUGAGUGUUAAAUCAAAAGAAUAUAUAAAUCAAAAUUUCGAGACCCUUUGUUUUACUGAUGGUUUCAAAGCACUGGACGUGCAUUUUGUGAUGGAGUUUUUUAAAAGCGACGAAGUUCAGAUAUCUAAAGAAGAGGUGAUUUUUGAAGCGAUUCAAGAGUGGAUCUACCAUGAUUUGGAAAACAGAAAGCAACACUUUGAGAAACUGUUCGGUUGCGUUCGACUUCUUUGCAUAUCCAAAUAUUAUCUAGCUGAUUAUGUUGAAAGCGAAUCUCUAGUCAAAGAGAGCGACUAUUGUACUAAUAUGUUGUUCAAGGUUUUUAAGUCAUUCGUAUUCUCAUACCAUGAAAGGCGUGAUGGCGCGCCGGAUUUUAACGUCGAGCUGGGGUUGCCCAGAAAAUGUUUAAAGAAAGAAGAGGUGUCUAUAGUAGUCACUGGCGGGACGUAUUUGACCAUCCAAGCUAACAAAAAUACUGAAGCUUUCCUUCCUUCAAAAGGUCAGUGGAUGAAGCUCACUGAAAUGAAUUAUCCACGUGACGAACAUGUGACAGUUACUUGUGGGGAUUUUCUUUACGCCAUCGGUGGGUACAAGAACACACACACAGUGGAACGUUAUGAUCCCCGCAUCAAUACUUGGACAGAAGUUGCGUCUUUGCCGGUGAAGUGCUCGUCUGCUGCUGCAGUUACCAUAGACGGUAGAAUCUAUGUAAUCGGAGGUCGAGAUUCGUUCCAACCAUACAAUACGGUCCAGUGCUACGACCCCGAGGACAAUACGUGGUGUUUGAAGGCACCGAUGAACGUGCGUCGUAAGGCACACUCAGCUGUCGUACUGGACGGGUAUAUCUUCGCCAUCGGAGGAAUGAACGAUACGUAUGGGCAGUUGGGGGGAGUUGAGAGCUACGACCCCGGACAAGAUCACUGGAGACACGAAACCACAAUGUGCACACGACGAAAUUUUGCAUGCGCAACGACCAUCAAUAGAAAGAUCUACGUCAUAGGAGGAUACGAAGCCGAAGACAUGUCACCGCUGUCCAGUUGUGAGGUCUUUGAUCCCGACACAGGAACGUGGACUGUAAUACCAGACAUGCAUGUUAGACGAGCGGCUGCAGGCAUUGCGACGAUCAAUGGAAAGAUCUAUAUUAUUGGUGGAGUAAGUGAGCAUGGUGCUCGCGCUGAUGUUGAAUGCUACGACACAGAAAAACAGAAAUGGGAAGUCGUGUUCUCGAUGCCAGCAGCAAGGGCUUACAUACAGUGCAAUGUCAUUAAACUUCCUAAACGACUCAUAAGCAAGCUAACUAUUUCUAGUUGAACACAAUUGAUCUUCCUCGGAGCUUUAACGCAUAGCAAAUGGGAAGUGACCUUGUGAAAGGAGAAGGAGAAGGAGAAGAGCAGUGCGUCCUUACUCUUCCGUCCGCGCAGAUCCUAACAUUAACUUAUUCUUUGUCCUCUGGACGCUAGUUGUCAUUAUACAAUAUACACUUAAGGUGGCUGGACCGGCUGGACCCCCUCACGCUUGACCGCUACCUUCCACGUUUGGAACGCUGGUGCAUAAACGUGUUUUAUCCGAUUGCAAAUCUUUUUUGCACAUAAUUCACAUAAAGAUUGGGACUGCAGUCAACUCAGCUGGUAUACAAAGAACAAAAAACAACAAUUAUUUAAUUCGUUUAUUUUUAAAACUUAGAAAAUUAACACAAAUUUACAAAUUAUCUUGUACAUAACCUUGAUGUUGUACAUCUGUCUUACAGGUACAAAAUAGUAUGUUCGUAUGUAUGUAUGUAUACAAUUAAGGUUUCCUAUCCCGCGUCCCCCAAAAUGCAAAGGGAUAAAGCGACACGUUUUUCAACUCCAAAGAGGUGAAGUCUGUCGCUUUACAAUCGCAAACUGCAGAUUAAAAAGUAACUAAAGAGACAGAAGUACUAUUCGAUCUUAACCUGACUGCAAUAAAAGCAUUUUGAAACUGA
Actinia tenebrosa (Australian red waratah sea anemone) is the source of this 2515-nucleotide messenger RNA. RefSeq names its product kelch-like protein 28. Gene Ontology annotation, molecular function: protein binding. The record is from RefSeq and is a predicted model, not a curated record. Lineage: Eukaryota; Metazoa; Cnidaria; Anthozoa; Actiniaria; Actiniidae.